Molecule: messenger RNA, 642 nt
Organism: Wasmannia auropunctata (little fire ant)
Lineage: Eukaryota; Metazoa; Arthropoda; Insecta; Hymenoptera; Formicidae
Gene: Cisd2
Product: CDGSH iron-sulfur domain-containing protein 2 homolog
Exons: 5
Coding region: 106-501 (131 amino acids)
Biological process (GO): regulation of autophagy
Cellular component (GO): mitochondrial outer membrane; intracellular membrane-bounded organelle
Molecular function (GO): 2 iron, 2 sulfur cluster binding
Source: RefSeq, a predicted model, not a curated record
CUCUGUGACACUCUGUGACCUGUGGUUUCCUGACCUGAUCCACGUGUGUGUUAGACGUUGGACACACGUCGCGGUGUUAAAGUCACUCGAGCGACCGGAGCGACUAUGGAACCGAUUGCACAUCUUGUCAAAGUGUCCGUUCCGAAUUAUCUGGCCGGCCUACCGAUUCCUGAUUCGAUCGGCGGAUGGUUUCGAUUAGGAGUGAAGGACUGGUUCGCUCUUCUGCCACCUACUGCCCUUCUCGCGGGUUUGGGAUACAUGUCCUACAGGGCGUUUUGUCCUCACGGCAGACCUGCGCCACAUGGUUGCGUUAAUCUCAAAGUAAAGAAAGACAUUGCAAAAGUAGUGGAUACUGUUGAUAUCGAAGAUAUCUCUGAAAAAGCUGUAUUUUGUCGCUGUUGGAGAUCUGAAAAUUGGCCAUACUGUGACGGCUCUCAUGGACGUCACAACAACGAGUGCAAUGACAAUGUAGGCCCACUCAUCGUCACGAAGAAAGGCUAAUUACAUUGAUUAAUUGCUAUGACUAAUUGUUAAUUUCUUAUCACUGUAAGAUAUUUACAUGCGCCAUGCUGUAGAUAAAAAUGAGGAAAGAUCAAGUAGAUGAAUCUUUAUUCCUCUCUGUAGAUAAAUUUCACAAAACAA